UAUAAUAAUCAUGGAGAGACAAGAAUUAACUACACAAUAGAUUAUGAAGAUCUAUUUAUGCCAGAAGUACAAGAUUAUAUCACAGAUUAUGCCACGGAUUCUGAAUAUGAAGAAAGUGCAAAAAGUACUUACAAGCGAAGUGACAAAAAAUUACCAGAAUUUGAUCCAAUCAAAAAUGUUAAUGAGCUUCAUAGAAGUUAUACUACAUUGCCACAUGAAAUGCAGCAAGGCACUAUUACUCCACUUACAUUGUUUUAUUUAUUUUUUACUGAUCAUUAUUUUCAAUUAAUUGUUAAUAAUACUAAUAGUUAUAAAAAAUUAAAUUGA
Dentiscutata heterogama is the source of this 327-nucleotide messenger RNA. NCBI's taxonomy places the organism in Eukaryota, Fungi, Glomeromycota, Glomeromycetes, Diversisporales, Gigasporaceae. The record is from the annotation of a GenBank genome assembly.